This is a messenger RNA of Alternaria atra, 3234 nucleotides long. RefSeq lists its product as uncharacterized. The transcript is spliced from 3 exons. The record is from RefSeq and is a predicted model, not a curated record. Gene Ontology annotation, molecular function: protein binding. The coding region runs from base 1 to 3234 and encodes 1077 amino acids. NCBI's taxonomy places the organism in Eukaryota, Fungi, Ascomycota, Dothideomycetes, Pleosporales, Pleosporaceae.
AUGGCGCAUCGACAACAAUACGACAACUACGCGCAGCCGCAACAGCAACAGCAAUAUUACGACCAGGGGAGGCCACAGCAAAGGCAGCAGCAAGAAUACCAGAAUUACGACAAUCAACAUGACCAACAAUACUACGACUAUGAUUAUGGCUAUGACCAGGGCGGCAAUGAGCAAUGGAAUAACGGCCACUAUGAGCAGCAGGGGGGAUGGAGCAAUGCGCAGCAACAUGGUGGCUACCAAGACGUGAGCGGAUACUCGAGGUCGGCCCAGCCAGAGCAGGGCCGCAGACCGCCGCCGCAAGACCAGUACUAUCAGGAAGAGGCAUAUAACGAGCCCUACUACCAGCAGCCACCACCCGCGCAGAAUCAGGGACGGAGACCGCCGCCUCAGAACCAGCGUCCUCAGCAGCAAGCCUACAAUGAGCCUCCACGGCAGCGGCCACCACAGCAGCGACAGGAUCCGCGAAGCAGACCGACAGGUCGAGAAAAUGCACCGCCGCCCAACCCACAACAAGGACGAGGUGGGUCGAGGCCACCAGGCCUGGAUCGCUCCCUCUUCCAACCAACAUCACCCAAGAGUCUUGCUUAUGACAACCCCUUUCCGACCUUCCCGACGCAGAAGCCGCAGCAAGCGGGCUCAAAACCCCUCGACCAGAGCAUGGCACAGAUGAACAUAAAGGACAGCGGAGGGCAAGCAAAGCCCGCGGGCUCCUCAGGGCGAGGACAACCUAUGCCACAGCAGAACCGUGUGGCACCACAGCAGAGGUCGAUGCCCAAUCCUCGGCAGGACUCAGGGCAUUUCGAGGGCCAAGGUCAACGCAACGCCCCUAACCGGAUGCCGCCCGGACAGCGACCACCACCUAUGAACGUCGAUACCGGCAGAGGACAACAACCACAUCGCACAUCCGACCCUAUGUCGCCCUCAAGGCGAGCUUUCGGCCCAAACACACAGCGAUCUGCGACGAUGCCUCAUACGCUAUCACAUGGGAAUCAAGGGACCGGGUAUGAUGGUCAGCAAGAGUUCGCUGAGCCCGGUGCUGUGCCCGGUUACUAUGGUCCUGCAUCACCAAAUCCCAUACCUCCCAGGCCUUCGACUGCGGGUGGGGUGAAACAGAAUGGACCACCAAUGCAGCAUGGACAGAGACCUCCUAUGCCCCAGGUGCCACAGCAGCAGCCGCCACCGCAACACCAGCAUCAAGCCCAGAACCAACAACAACGGGCUCAGGGCGAAGAACAUGGGCUGGACAACUUCUACGACGACUAUUAUGGACAAGAAGACUCUGCAAUAGAUAUGCCCAACUUCGACGCCAUCCCGGAGACCAACAACAAGCACCGGAGAGGCGAUUCAAUUGACAAUCACUUGUCUCCGUCCCACGAUAUCAGUGCCUACGCUCCACCAGCUGCUCCCAUGAAUGCAGGGCAUAACAACCCUCAGGGGCAGAUGCAGCGAAGUCGAUCACAGCCUGGUCUUGACAGACAGUACGCGAAUGGUGUACAUGAAAUGGCCGCAGAUGUUCCCCCAAUGCCGGGUGUACCAAGGGCGAACACCGGCUUCGGAGGUUCCAACGGUUUGCCCAACGGCGUUCGAGGACGGCAGCCGCCUCAGAGGGGAAUUGCACCUGGUGGCAUGCAGAGUGGACCACCUAACCAAGGUCCAAUGCAUGGACAACCGGGCAAUAUGGACCCUAGAUAUGGGCGUCCUCCACCUGGGCCUCAGAGAGUCUACUCAGAUGACACUACCUACUCGGAACCACCUCCGAACACAAUGAGGAACUUCGCAUCGCCUGCACCUGGGAACCCCAUCCAACGACCAGGAACAGCUGCACCUGCACCAGGACGCAAUCCGAGCGACCCACUUGGGAGAAGACCCGGCACUACUCAACCGCCAUCGAACCCGGACGCAUUACCAGCGCAUCCGAUGCCUGUACGACAAGGCCUCGUACAACAACAGCAGCAGGCGCCACAGCCCCAGGCGCCUCAAAACGCAAGGCCACCGCCCGUCAGACAGUACAACAGUGAGCCUGGGCGUACCAGCUAUGAAAGCCAACCGUCCACACAACGUCACAGCGGACAAGGCUUAGUGCCACACCCGGUGACUUACGAUGAGCUGAACAGGCUGCGCAACACAUUCAAGCAAAACCCAGCCGAUGUUGUUACGGGUCUGAAACUAUCUAAGAAACUUGUAGAGGCGUCGAGUGUACUCGCUGAUGAAGGAGGCACAGCCGACUCUAGGACGAAGAACAAGAACCGAGAGAAGUUCAUCCUCGAAGCCCACAAGAUCAUCAAGAAGCUGGUCAGCAAUGGCUCCCCAGAUGCGAUGUUCUAUCUUGCCGAUUGCUAUGGCCAAGGGUUGCUUGGCUUGCAAGUAGACACCAAGGAGGCAUUCACGCUCUACCAAUCAGCAGCAAAAGGAGGUCAUGCCGCAAGUGCAUACCGUACAGCUGUUUGCUGUGAGAUGGGUCAUGAAGAAGGCGGUGGUACCAAGAAAGAUCCCCUCAAAGCUGUACAAUGGUAUCGGCGGGCCGCCGCAUUGGGAGACACACCUGCGAUGUACAAGAUGGGUAUGAUUCUUCUCAAAGGACUUCUAGGCCAGCAGAAGAACUUUGGCGAAGCCAUCAACAUGCUCAAGCGAGCCGCCGAUCGAGCCGAUCGAGACAAUCCUCACGCACUCCACGAAUUGGCGCUCAUCUACGAAGCGCAAACCGGCAACGAACGCGUCAUACGCGAUGAAGCAUACGCACUACAGCUCUUCCACCAAGCAGCUGAUCUCGGCUAUAAGUUCUCUCAAUUCCGUCUCGGACAAGCUUACGAAUACGGACUCCUUGGCUGCCCUAUUGACGCGCGCACAAGUAUUGCUUGGUACACCAAAGCCGCUGCCCAGGAAGAACACCAGAGUGAACUCGCACUUUCGGGCUGGUACCUUACAGGUACAUCUGGCAUCCUCGAACAAAGCGAUACCGAGGCCUAUCUCUGGGCACGGAAAGCAGCAUGUGCAGAGCCGCCACUGCCAAAGGCGCUAUUCGCCAUGGGCUACUUCACCGAAGUGGGUAUAGGUUGCCCACGGAGUCUGGACGAGGCGAAACGGUGGUAUGGACGGGCUGCAGCAUACAAAUUCCCCAAAGCCCAAGAGCGUCUUGAAGAGCUUAAGCGUGGUGGAAGUAAAGUUCAGAUGAAGCGUGAACGUCUUAGUCGGACGAACCAGAAGCAACAAGAGGAGAACUGCACUGUUAUGUAG